AAGCUCAUGUUGAUAUAAGCAAUUAAUCAACAUUUUUGUGGUCAACUCUGUCAAUUUUAGGAUAAAAAAAAUAAAAUAUUUAUUUUUUCUGUGUGUCAGAUUACACAAAAAAACAUACGACGAGAAAGAGAUAAUUAAAAGCAGACAUGGAAAUUAAUAAUGCAACAAGCAAGAUUAUUGCCAUGGCGCAACAACAAUGGCAAACCGGCAACAACGUUCGUCUUCUCGGAUGGAAUUUGCCGGUUGAGGAACAGGAGCUCGUCCAUGCUCAUUGGCGUCAAUUCGAAGCUCCGCCAUAUUACGCUCACCUGUUACUCGCUUUACUUUAUUUCAUCUUGAUGGUUUGCUCCACGACCGGAAACGGUUUAGUUUUGUGGAUUUUCAGCAGUUCCAAGCCGCUUCGUUCCUCGGGAUCGAACUUGCUCAUCUUAAACUUGGCUGUUUUUGAUCUCUUGAUGAUGCUCGAGAUGCCAUUGUUCUUGGUGAAUUCCUUCCGCGAAAAACUAUGGGGCGGCAUGAUCGGAUGCGAUUACUAUGCAGCCUUGGGAAGUUUAUCGGGCAUCGGAGGAGCUGUAACAAAUGCCGCGAUCGCUUAUGAUCGUUAUCGAACAAUUUCGCGACCCCUGGAUGGAAAAAUGUCGAAAGCGCAAGCUGGACUUUUGUGUCUCUUUACCUGGUUCUGGGCCAUGCCGUUUACGUUGAUGCCUCUUCUUCGUAUCUGGGGUCGGUACAUUCCCGAAGGUUUUCUCACAACGUGCUCCUUUGACUAUUUGACGGAAAGUCGCGAUACGCAAGUUUUUGUUGGAGCAAUCUUCACGUGGGCUUAUGCCAUUCCGAUUUUCUGCAUUGUCUUGUUCUACUACAAGCUUUUUGGGCAUGUUCAGGCUCACGAGAAACUCAUGAGGGAUCAGGCUCGAAAGAUGAAUGUCACGUCAUUGGCAGCGAACAAGGACAUGAGUGCCACGAGUGUUGAAAUUCGCAUCGCAAAGGCUUCUUUUACGAUUUUCUUCCUCUUUUUGAUGGCAUGGACUCCGUAUGGCGCUGUCGCUAUGAUUGGCGCCUUUGGCAAUAAACAACUUUUGACUCCACUCGCAACAAUGAUUCCUGCUUUGUUCUGCAAAACGGUCUCUUGUCUCGAUCCAUGGAUUUACGCUGCAAGUCACCCCAAAUACCGCAAAGAAUUGGAAAAACGCAUGCCUUGGCUCGGAAUCCGUGAGAACGACUCAGAUGUUGGCUCAGAAGCACGUUCCCAAGUCAGCAACAUGACCGAAAGUUGCGAAAAAGCAAAUCAACCAAUAUAAAAAAAAAUUGCUUAAACCCAAUAUUUUAUCUUAUGUGUUCAAUCAUCAUAAAAGAAAUAAAAAUAUUUAUUUUAGUCUUGUUCUCGAG
This is a messenger RNA of Culicoides brevitarsis, 1389 nucleotides long. Its product is annotated as opsin-3-like. Gene Ontology annotation, cellular component: plasma membrane. The record is from RefSeq and is a predicted model, not a curated record. The transcript has 4 exons. Gene Ontology annotation, molecular function: G protein-coupled photoreceptor activity. Gene Ontology annotation, biological process: visual perception; phototransduction; G protein-coupled receptor signaling pathway. NCBI's taxonomy places the organism in Eukaryota, Metazoa, Arthropoda, Insecta, Diptera, Ceratopogonidae. Bases 147 to 1301 code for a protein of 384 amino acids.